Messenger RNA from Pollicipes pollicipes, 1343 nucleotides. RefSeq lists its product as uncharacterized. The transcript has 10 exons. Lineage: Eukaryota; Metazoa; Arthropoda; Thecostraca; Pollicipedomorpha; Pollicipedidae. Bases 31 to 1044 code for a protein of 337 amino acids. The record is from RefSeq and is a predicted model, not a curated record.
GAGGCUGGCGCCGCCGACAGGCCGCCAGAGAUGGAGCCGGAGGACGACCCGGACGUGCCUGUGAUCCUGACACCGAUGAACGGGCAGCAGCUGCCGGACUUCAUCGAGCCGCGCCCAGGCCUGCGCAUCCUGGUGCGGCCGCUCAAGGAGGCGGCCGGCGCCGCGCAGGCCGCCGACCGGCCACUGGGCUCCAGCGACAACCCCAUCCAGCUGGUGCAGCAGGGCAACACGUUCAAGUCGCUGCAGCCACUCAGCGCCGAGCAGCUCAAGCAGAUCGCCACCGUGCUGCAGCAGAGCAGGCUCAACGUGCCCGGAAACGCCAAGAACACCAUCUACGACGCCAACACCAAUACGCGCAUCGUGUACAGGGUGGUGUAUCCGGAGGACUCGCGCGGUCGCGGCCGAGGCUACCCGCCGCGCGGCCGCCCCCGAGGCCGGGGCCGCGGCAGGGGCCGGGGGCGUGGCCGCGGCCGCGGGCCCGGCCGGCCGCGCAAGGUGCUCGAGGAGGUCGACGACGAGUACUACCCCGGCCAGGACAUCGAGUCGGUGGAGCGCGCCGAGAAGAAGCGUCUGGCCACCAAGACUCGCACCGGCCGCGUGUCCAAGCCGCCCAAACACAUGGUCAAAGACUACCGGCAUAUCCACAGGCUCGACUUCAACCAACCGGACUUGGACGACUCGGACGGGGGCUACUCCGACUACGACGAGGCCGACCAGGAGGAAGACCUGGAGGAGGAGGACGAGGAGGGCAAGCCUGGUUCGGAGACGGCCAACGAGGCGGCGGCGGCCGACGAGAGCGAGGACAGCCGCGAGGUGGGGCCGCGUCCCAAGCGCACCAUCCCGCAGGCGGUGCGGGACCGGUUCACCUGUCGCACGUGCGGUGCCCUCUGUAUCGGCUACGCCCGCCUGGAGGGACAUUACAACAAGAACCCCACCCACCAGCGCCCAGAAUACACUCCAACUGCUGCGAAAAUCGUGAAGAAAACACCGGGCAGGAAGCCGGGCCGACCGCGCUCCGCUGCCGCACCAGCCGCCGCCGGCUAAACGGGCCCGUACAGAACAGGUGGACGCGCCAGAGCCGCUGACGCCCGACCAGCUGGUCGCCGCGCUGCUGGCGCAGUCCGGCGGCAGCAUCGACAAGCUCUGCGACAACAUGGCCGCCUGCCUCCAGAGGUUCCGCGCGCGCGUGCAGAGCGCACUGCGCUCGCCCGACGACAGCGAGGUGGUGGAGGAGAGCUCCACCUGCGUGAUCGACGGUGAGAGGGCCGUGCUGACCGGUCUUCCGGAGGGCGUGUACUGUUCGGCCCGACCCGCCGAGCCGGCCCCGUCAGACGAGCCGGCCG